Molecule: messenger RNA, 387 nt
Organism: Cylicocyclus nassatus
Lineage: Eukaryota; Metazoa; Nematoda; Chromadorea; Rhabditida; Strongylidae
Source: the annotation of a GenBank genome assembly
AUGCGAAUGAAAUACCAGAAAGACUUCAUGAAGAAACAUCGUACCAAACUAGGUCUAAUGUCUCCUUUGGUGCAAGCAGAUGCCUAUGCCCUUCAAGAAAUCAUUGAUGGUUAUGAGAUUAUCUAUCGUCACUUCGUUGACACAUCCAUUGCUGUAGCUACAUCCAAAGGAUUAGUGGUACCAGUUCUGCGUAAUGUUGAGUUAAUAAACUAUACCCAGAUUGAAAAUGAGUUAGCAGCACUCGAAGAAAAGGACAGGGAUAAUAGACUAGCUUUAGGUAUAGAUGGAGGCACAUUUACCAUUUCGAGUGGUGGAGUUUUCGGAUCGGUCUCCGGCGGUCAUCAACCCAUACCAGAGCGCUAUCCUAGGAAUGCAUGGAAUUUUUGA